AAUGCUAGCGAGGGGGGCCGAGUCUGGAGGGCUGCUUAAAACUCGACUGCAGGUUUUCAGAUGGAGGGCAGACAGUAGAACUCGCUCUAGUUUUUCCCUUUUUUUGCUCGUCCUCCCCAGCAUGCAUGGCUUUUCUUUCUAGCAGAGGGGACAGAGUUGAAGCAGAGAAAAGCACUUACUUUACACACUGUACUUGGAGCCAUUUGUAAGAGUGAGCGCACAGCGUGCCGCUCAGUCUGCACUCUGCAGCCAACACAGACUGUGUUCAGUCACCACACGGCUGAAGUGAUUUUAUAACCCAGACGGGAAGAGACUGAUAACGGGGUUACACAGAGAAGAGUGGCCCGCACCUACAGAACCUGGAAAUAAACUUUUUUUUAUUACACAUCCAGCCUUUUAAAGGCUACUCUGGACUGUUCGAGUGUACAGCACAUCUCAGGAGUGAAUUAUUUCUGCGCCUUUUUUCAUUCUCUCAGCUCAAACUGUGAAGAGAGAGAGCGAGAGAGAGGGACAAAAUAGCUGAGUUUGCUUUAAAGUGAACCCGACGACCACGGGGAGAGAGAGGGAGAGAAGGAACAAGUUCACCCGCUCUCCCUCUGUGUAACUGGGCUGCGAUGGUGCAGAAAAUGAGCCACACAGAGAGCACCGCUGAGGCGCUGCACUUUUUCGCCGGGGACUCGAGCUCCGACUCCGGGGCGUGCAUGGAUCUGGACGCCGCCGCGUCUCCCCUCUCACCGGGCUCCACAGCCUCGUCCACCGGCGGGGACAAGCUGGGAGAAAACCCGGCGUGGUGUAAAACUCCGAGCGGCCACAUCAAGAGACCCAUGAACGCGUUUAUGGUGUGGUCUCAAAUCGAGAGGAGAAAGAUCAUGGAGCAGUCUCCAGACAUGCACAACGCCGAGAUCUCCAAGCGGCUGGGGAAGCGGUGGAAGCUGCUCAGAGACAGCGACAAGAUCCCCUUCAUCAGAGAGGCGGAGCGGCUCAGGCUCAAGCACAUGGCGGACUAUCCCGACUACAAGUACCGGCCAAGGAAGAAGGUGAAAUCGAGCGCCUCUAAGCCGGGAAGCAACGGAGACAAGGGGGAGAAACUCAGCAGUAGCUCUAGCAACACCAGCACUAAAACAUCCUCAUCUUCAAGAAAGAAUGGAUCAAAAUCACCCAGCAGCAGCAGCAGCAGCAAAACCCACAAAUCACUUUUCGGGAGCAGCAGCAGCAGCAGUAGCACCAAAGCAUCACCGUUUGCCUCUGAACAGCAGUCAGAGCACCACCACAACUCACUCUACAAGUCCAAAUCUGUCUCCUCAGCCAAGCACAUACCGGAUGCCAAGAAGCCUAAGCGGGUGUAUGUGUUCGGCAGCAGCGCGGCCAGCCUGAGCGUCAGCCCCCCGUCCUCCGUGGUGGUCCCCGCCAGUCCCACGCUCAGCAGCUCGGCGGAGUCCAGCGACCCGCUCAGCCUGUAUGAGGACGCGGGCAGCGGCAGGGAGGAGGCGACAGACUCCCAUGGCAGCAGCAGCAGCAGCAGCGGCCUGGGCGGUUCUUCGGAGCGCCGCGGCGGGCACACAUACAACAGUCGGCGGGCUUCCUCACCGACUCCCUCCGGUUCUCACUCUUCCUGCGCCUCGUCCCACUCCUCCUCUUCUUCUUCCUCGGAGGAUGAAGAGUUUGAAGACGACUUGCUCGACAUCAACCCGAGCCCCAGCUUCGACAGCAUGUCGCUGGGGAGCUUCGGCUCCUCGGUGCUGGACAGGGACUUGGAUUUAAACUUUGAGUCUGGCUCCGGGGGCUCCCACUUCGAGUUCCCCGACUACUGCACGCCCGAAGUCAGCGAGAUGAUCUCCGGUGACUGGCUGGAGUCUACCAUCUCUAACCUGGUGUUCACUUAUUGAGUCAGACCUCAUCGUGUCCUGUAAGCAAAAAAUAAAUACAAAAGAUAUGACCACAAACAGAAACACGGAGCCAGGUAACGUGGGUGUAAUAGUUAAGUGUGUUAACUACACCAGACUAGUAAAAACCCCACUCAAACCAGCCACCGUCCCUUGUCAAGGCGCUACAAGUCCUGGGAAAGUUUAACUUUAAUGUGAACAACGUGCUUUUGCGUGGACCGUGGGACUUCUGAGUACACGCGUCAAAGUGGAGGGACAGCAAAACAAGACUCACUCACUCACACACAACACACACACAUAGAGCGAGAGAGAGAGGCUUUCCCCCCCGUCUGUGAGACGCUCUGUUCCGGACUGUUUAUGACGAACUGAACUUUAACUGUGAUUGAUUUGCACGUAACGCGGUCCGCCGUUCACUUAAUAAUCAAUGUUGUUUUAAAGGGACAUUUCAAAAAAAAGUUUCUAACCAAUCGCCAAGUGAACUUCACCACUAAAAAGGUACCGAAACAGGACUUUCGUGCAACAAUUUCUUUUGUGAUGUGUCAACAAAAGGACAUUUUUUUUAGAUGAAACCGAGGUGGGUUGAUGUUUUCCUUCAAAGUCUGAUAUUUUCUCAAAAGCAAAAAACGUGUAAAGCAUGAUAGCCUACUUUGUUCCUAUCUUGUGCUGAGAUUUUCCGUAAGACUGUCGAGCUUUUUUUUAUUCUAAAAAAAACAAACUAGUAUUAGGGUUAUUUAAGUGGAUAGGUGGCGCUCGCUUCAGAUCUUCUCUUUUUUUGGGGGAAGAGGACAUUGAAAUAAUCACCAGCUGUUGUAAUUUUUCAAACUUCAGGACUCAAACGCAACUUCAAAUCUGUGCUGAACUUUAUAAACGAGUUCUUUAUGAUUCAGGACCAAAUUUCUUUGAUGUUGAUUUCAGAUGAUUUUACAGAGAAAUCCUCACUGAUUUUUUUUGUCAUCCUCUGAGCUUUGUUUUGUACAUGUAUUCAGAUGCCAUUUUAUAUGGGAUGUUGUAUUUAUAUAAUGGGCCAAGUGUUUUUGACUUGAUCAUUUUUUUAUUUCUUGUAUACAUGAUCUAAUCUUGUUUUGUUUUGUUUUUUUCUUACACAGUUGUCUGUAUGUCUGUCACAUUUCCUUCUCAGGCGAAGGGCUAGAGUUUUAAAAACACAAGUUUUGAUUUCUUUUUUAUAUUUAAAUGUACACACUUUUGGACACUUAAAAAAAGAGAGGAAACAGUUUGAUUAUUUUCUCAGUGUAUUUUUGUACAAAUCUAUAUAGAAAAAUGGGGGAGUCAACAAUCGGUGUGUGUAGCCUAUUAAUACAGCUGUAUUGGAUUUCCUCAUUUUUUAUACCCCGGCAGGCUGGUUUUCAUGCUGCCUUCAAGUUCUCAUAACAAGCUUGUACAUGUGAAUUUCGUUGCCUGUCGUGAUGCUUUUGCGAGCACAGCCAGCAAAAAAAAAAAACUUACAUCACAUUGUUGCCUUUUGUUUGACUUAAAAAAAAAAAAAAGUAAAGGCACCAACCAACUCAAGUGACCUAUCACAGCAGAUCAUUAGAGAUCAGGUAUGCAAUUGGUGUUUUAGGUCAGCAAUUUGGCACUCAGUGAGAUUGACUUUAACCAGCAAAAGCUGAUGGGAUGUCCAUCCCUGAACGUCCCUGAUUAGAAUGCGCAUGAAACGCAGCUAUACAAAACGCUUUUCUGAUUUCCAAUAGCACUUGAAGGCAGCACCAGUCUUUGUCUCAGCCUACUUUCUACGUUUACAGUGCUGUUCUGCAGGAUCCUUAAAGACACAGGAACACGUUAUUUCUGGAGGCUAUUCCUGUGGACCCUGUGGGUUUAACAGGUCACUUAUCUUGAGCAGCCACUUGUUCAUUCUUUUCUUUUCUUUUCAUUUCCUGCGAGAUAUCUUGCCUAUGACAACAGAUGAGGAGAUUGUAGCUUUACAUUUGACUUAUUUCUUGAUGUUUUCAUUAACUGAUGUCAAAUUUUGCCAAUCAACCACUGGAUUGAACAGGCUAUCAAUAUAGCAAGCAAACAAGGAUGAUAACAUCAAGCAUAUUCAAAUUUCUGACUUGAGUUCCGCAAACACCUACUUGUACUGCGUUUCUCAUUGUAUUUGAAUAUAUAUAAUCUUUUCUACUUGUCAGCUAACAUUAGCUAAUAAUUGUUUUAGUAUCUUUAUGGCAUGGUGAAUAGCAUUUGUAUUUCAGAUUCAGGUUAUUAGCUGUUGUGUUUUUCAGAAAAAAAAAUGAAAAAUAGGGAAAAAAGUAUGAAACGUGAACUCGAUCUUUGUAUAUUUGACUGUAUCAUAAAGCAAAAAGAUUGUGUGUUUAUGUAUGUUGUUGCUCUUGAGGACAGGCACUGUCUAGAACUGCUAUCUUUUACACAUCCUUACUUACAUUUAAGGUGGUCAGUUCAGGACUCUUUUUUUAUAUAUAUAUAAAAGCAUUUUUAAAUAUAUUAACUUUAUUUUUCAUCCAUCCUGUGCAAUAUGCUGUGUAGAAUUAUCAUUUAUUGUCUCUAAUCAUGCCAUAAACAAAGGACCCGCCCUUUUUUUGAGACUCAGAGAAAGGGGGGGUGACUCAUGCCAGCUAAAUUGUGUCCAUUCACUGCCUGUCAGAUUGUUGAUAUAAACUUGUGUACAGAACUUUUUCAAGGAAGGAUAAUAAAUAUCAGCUGGAACUGAAA
Messenger RNA from Solea solea (common sole), 4568 nucleotides. It is a transcript of the gene sox4b, whose product is annotated as SRY-box transcription factor 4b. The transcript has a single exon. Bases 615 to 1886 code for a protein of 423 amino acids. NCBI's taxonomy places the organism in Eukaryota, Metazoa, Chordata, Actinopteri, Pleuronectiformes, Soleidae. Gene Ontology annotation, biological process: anatomical structure morphogenesis; cell differentiation; positive regulation of transcription by RNA polymerase II. The record is from RefSeq and is a predicted model, not a curated record. Gene Ontology annotation, molecular function: RNA polymerase II cis-regulatory region sequence-specific DNA binding; DNA-binding transcription activator activity, RNA polymerase II-specific.